Molecule: messenger RNA, 1064 nt
Organism: Engraulis encrasicolus (European anchovy)
Lineage: Eukaryota; Metazoa; Chordata; Actinopteri; Clupeiformes; Engraulidae
Gene: atoh7
Product: atonal bHLH transcription factor 7
Exons: 1
Coding region: 1-483 (160 amino acids)
Biological process (GO): sensory organ development; axon development; neural retina development
Cellular component (GO): nucleus
Molecular function (GO): DNA-binding transcription factor activity, RNA polymerase II-specific; E-box binding; protein dimerization activity
Source: RefSeq, a predicted model, not a curated record
AUGAAGUCCUGCAGCCCCAGCUCCUCCUCCUCCUCCUCCUGUGACUCGGGUUCGGAGUCCGAAUCUGCCAAGGGCUCUUGUGGUGGCGAGACGUCGGUGCGCCGGCGUAUGGCAGCCAACGCCCGGGAGCGGAAGCGGAUGCAAGGCCUGAACACGGCCUUCGACUGCCUGCGCAAAGUGGUGCCUCAGUGGGGUCAGGACAAGAAGCUCUCCAAGUACGAGACCCUGCAGAUGGCCCUCAGCUACAUCAUGGCCCUCGACCGCAUCCUGACCGACACACACAGGAGAAAUAACAGCAACAACAGCAACGGCAACAGCGCCCCGCACAGCCAGUGGCUGGACUUGCAGUUUGCAGCUGACGCACUGCAGUUGCAGUCGGAGGCCUACUCGUUUGGCUGUCUCAUGUACGAUUCUCCUGGAGAGAGUGACUUGGCCCAGCUGCCCUUUGGCUGCCAUUUUGAGGGCUUCGGAGUGUCCUCCUAAAAACCUGAAGGUCAGAUUUUUGGAAGUCAUCUUCAUCUGUGUGAUGGGGCAACCUGGUUGUGUUACUGAUGACUGACUGUUAUUCACACAGUCGGUAUGCUGGAACCCCGCUUUGUCUUCAUGCCCAAAAGAGGGGUUUCAAAAUGUACUGUAUUCACACUGUGAAGACAAACGUCAUUGUCACAACUACAGGACACAUACACACACACAACAUGCAUUAAUGAAUGUCAAGGGCAUAAGGUUCACAGUGAAUGAUGUCUUGAGAACAAACAUUCAUCUGUGAGCUUUAAUUGUACUGUCACACAACGUAGCCUUGUUUUUUGCUUUGUAUCAAAUCUUCUAAAUAGGGCCCUAAAUUGCUUGUAAUUGCUUAGUAAAAGCAAUGUGUGAUGUCAUAUUUGUCAGACUUCUGCCAAACUGACAAUUGCUGUAAGAUAUUUAUUUUCUUUAUAAGAUUAUCAUUGUGUUUUUUGUUUGUUUUAUUUGUAUUAUAAUUAUAUUGUCUGAAAUAAUUUCUUGCUGGAAUGGUAGGAAGAAAAACAUUUGCACAGUAUUUUAGAGUCAGUACAAGAUUCGGUUUG